Candoia aspera is the source of this 3099-nucleotide messenger RNA. RefSeq names its product merlin-like. The record is from RefSeq and is a predicted model, not a curated record. Gene Ontology annotation, molecular function: actin binding; integrin binding. Gene Ontology annotation, biological process: positive regulation of protein localization to early endosome; regulation of gliogenesis; negative regulation of cell population proliferation. NCBI's taxonomy places the organism in Eukaryota, Metazoa, Chordata, Lepidosauria, Squamata, Candoiidae. The coding region runs from base 319 to 2247 and encodes 642 amino acids. Gene Ontology annotation, cellular component: cytoskeleton; filopodium; apical part of cell. The transcript has 18 exons.
AAUGGUUCGCCAUGCCCCCGUCACCUGGGAAAGUAAAUUCUUUGAUUUCUCUGAAGGCAGUCCAGCUGACAUGCUCCAGUUUAGAGCAAACAAAGGAAAGGGGGAGCCGCUGACAGAUCAGUCCUUGGAUCUUAUUUUUCCACAGCGACGAUGCACGUGUGGGCUACCAAUUGCAACUUCGGGGAGACUGUUUUUAGAUCUCCUUGAAUCACAGAAGAGAUUAGGACGCCAAUUUGACUUCCAGCCGUGAAAUUUAAGCGUGCAGCACACCGGGCGGCCAUUUCUUCCCUUGUGCAGCUCUAGGCAGACUUAAAAAAUAUGUCUAUCACAGGACUAAAGAAGAAGCAGCCCAAAAUGUUUAAAGUGAAAGUUUCAACAAUGGAAGCUGAAAUGGAGUUCAGCUGCGAGAUGAAGUGGAAAGGAAAAGACCUGUUUGACCAGGUGUGUCGUGCGUUGGGGCUGCGGGAAUCAUGGUUCUUUGGCCUCUGGUACUCUGUCAAAGGAAUGGGCACUUGGUUGAAGAUGGAUAAAAAGGUUUUAGAUCAGGAUAUUCCCAAAGAAGCUCCAGUGAACUUCUGUUUUUUAGUGAAGUUUUACCCCGAGAAAGUUGAAGAGGAGCUUCUGCAGGAGAUCACCCAACACCUCUUCUUUCUGCAGGUUAAGAAACAAAUACUGGAUGAAGAAAUCUACUGUUCUCCCGAGGCUACAGUUUUAUUGGCUUCUUAUGCAGUUCAGGCCAAGUAUGGUGACUACGAUCCAAAUCUGCACAAACCAGGUUUCCUAGUCCCAGAAGAGCUCUUGCCAAAAAGAGUCCUCCAUCAAUAUCAGAUGACACCAGACAUGUGGGAAGAAAGGAUUACUGCCUGUUACGCUGGACACCAGGGAAUGGCCAGAUAUGAAGCUGAGAUGAACUAUCUUAAAAUAGCACAAGACUUGGAGAUGUAUGGGGUUAAUUAUUUUCCAAUUGCUCAAAAGAAGAAUCAUACAGACUUCCUGCUUGGGGUAGAUGCCAAAGGGAUUCAUGUCUAUAGCAUCAAUAACCGCUUCUCUCCAAAUAAGUCUUUUGAGUGGAGCAGCAUCCGAAACAUUACUUAUUCUGAGAAAGAGCUUACAAUUAAGCCUGCUGACAAGAAAGCUGAGGUUUUCAAGUUCUUUUCCUCACAACCUAAAGUCCAUAAACUGAUCAUGCAGUUCUUCAUUGGAAACCAUGACUUGUUCAUGAGAAGGCGGCGAGUGGAUCCUAUUGAGAUCCAGCAGAUGAAAGCUCAAGCCAGGGAGGAGAAAGCAAGAAAGAAGAUGGAGCAUCAGAGGCUGGCCAGGGAGAAGCAGCUGCGGGAGGAAGCCGAGCGAGCCAAAGAGGAACUGGAGCGGCGUCUCUUUGAAGUGGAAGAUGAAGCUCGGCAAGCUAAUGAGGCUCUGCGCCGUUCGGAGGCAGCAGCAGAGCUGUUGGCUGAGAAAGCCCAGAUUGCUGAGGAGGAGGCCAAACUGUUGGCUCAGAAUGCUGCUGAAGCAGAGCAGGAGCGCCAUCGAUUAGAGCUGGCAGCCUUGAAGACCAAGGAGGAGAAGCGGCUGAUGGAGCACAAGAUAAGGGAGGCUGAGCUGAUUGCCAUGAAGCUGGUGAAGGAAUCGGACCGAAGGGUCAAAGAAGCUGAGCAUUUGAAACAGGACCUACAGGAAGCCAGAGCAGCUGAAGAGAAAGCAAAGCAAAAGCUUCAAGAUGUCAGCAAGUUUAACUCUCCUCCUCAUACUGUCAAGUGUACUCUGUCUCCGUCUGCUGACGCCAGGGAUACUAGCAGUGACAAAGGAUUUGUAAAGAUGGAUUUAAGAGACAUUGACUUGAAGAGGCUCUCCUUGGAGAUAGAGAGAGAGAGAUUGGACUACCUAGAUAAGAGUAGAAAGUUUGAAGAUCGGCUAAAAGAACUCAAGACUGAAAUCCAUGCUCUCAAACUUGAAGAGAAACACGCUGGGUUUCUUUCUCAUUGGAACAUAAUCCUUGACUCUUUGGACCAUUCGUCAGAGAAGACAUACAAGGCUCCUGUUUGGAUGAAAACCCUUGAAGCAGACCUGCUUGAUAAUCUGCAGCAGUCCUUUUCACCAUGUCUGCUAAAUGUGAUUGAGAAUACCAUGCCCACUGCAGCAACAGAAAACUCUUUUCCAACCCAUCCCCUGGUUGUCAGUAACAUGGGAACAGGACACCGAAAGCACAUUAAGGUUCAACAACACAAAACAGAUGUGAUCUAUAUUUGAAGUACUUUAAAGGGAAUGAGCAGGGCUCUCAAGUUAUCCAUCUGAAGAUUUCUAAAGACUACCUUCAGAUUCUGGAAAAAGUGCAGCUGCUGCUUGAAGCACAAGGAUAGAAAUACUCCUUUUUAAUUCCUAGGAAAUGGUGCUCAUAUUCUGAUAUAGAAACAGGUAAUACUAGCUGACCAGGAGUCUAGGUUUGCAAAUCCAAUACACCUUACUAUUUAACCUAUCAUCCUGAAAGUAACUCAGCAUUUCAAUUACGUUAACUGAGGAUUUGCCAUACCAAUGUAUGCGCGUAAGAAGAAUCUUAAGAAAUUCUAACAGAUCUAUUAUGUUAUGUUCCCAAAGCCAGCAAUUCUGUUAAGUUACUUGGGAGUAAAGAUUGAGUUGCAUAUUCAUUUAAGAACUAUGAACAAGUUGUGGUUAAAUUUCAUUAAAAGCAAUGGGAUUAUAUCACAACUAGAUUGUACAUUUAGAAUUUUUCAUAAAAGUGGAAAUGUAAGUUUAUGAUCAUAAAUAUUUUUAUUUUUGUAAAGUAGUCUGCAACUGUUAUUUUCAUUUUUUUAAAAAAAUAAGUGACCUGGAUUAAAGGACAAAGUUCAAAAUGCCCAAAUGUGUUUAUUAAAACAGAAUCAAUGGGCAAGCCAAAACUGGUUGUGUAUGUUUCACAAAGCUCUUUUGCAGAAAAUAGAGCCUAAUCCUAUUCUCAUAUGCUCAAAACUAAACAUGUUCUUCUGGUGUAUACAGAACUGCAGCCAGUUUUAAUUAAUACAAUAGAAGUUCCCUCUGAGAAAACAAAUUUAGGAUUGUGCUGUUAUUUAACUUGUAUCUCAUCCUAUGAUGAAUGAGGGGUUU